Molecule: messenger RNA, 2766 nt
Organism: Anguilla anguilla (European eel)
Lineage: Eukaryota; Metazoa; Chordata; Actinopteri; Anguilliformes; Anguillidae
Gene: tox
Product: thymocyte selection-associated high mobility group box
Exons: 10
Coding region: 426-2081 (551 amino acids)
Biological process (GO): leukocyte differentiation; regulation of transcription by RNA polymerase II
Cellular component (GO): nucleus
Molecular function (GO): chromatin DNA binding
Source: RefSeq, a predicted model, not a curated record
CGUUUUAGCUCAUGUUCUGUCGCGCGAGUCUUUUGUGUGAAUUGUUACAAGCUUACAACAAGAGUACUGCUUCACCAAGUACGCUGAGCGGACACUCCGACUAUGUUUUGAUGCGUUUUGCUUCCUGGGAAAAAACUCGCCAAGAAACUAACAGUUGUUGCGAAGAACAACUCUAUGAACUGCAGCACUUGUCUGUAAUUCAUUGUAUUGAAAGCUUCUAACACUGGUCGAGUUUUUCCCCCCUUACAAACCGCAAACGGAUGUGAGGCAGAGAGACGGUGGUUAUCCGCUGUGUUUCAGCACUACUAAUACCCCAGUUUUUUAAGUUGCGCGCCGAUUUUUAAUUUAUCAGCUAAAACUCCGAGAAGCUAUAGGAUAACAAGAAUCCGAGAAAAAAACCGCUGGUGAUUGAUGUUUCUUCUGAAAUGGACGUAAGAUUUUAUCCUCCUCCACCUCACCCUUCAUCAACUACAGAUCCUUCCUGCUUGGGACCCUCACAUUGCCUGGACCCUUACUAUUACAAUAAGUUUGACAGUGAGAACAUGUACAUGAGCAUGUCAGAGCCGAGCCAGGACUUUGUGCCAGCAAACCAGUUUCGUGUGCCAGACAGCCCAAGCCAGCCGCAGCAAAAUAUGAAACAGACUGGACCCCCCUGGAAAAGAGAAGUACCAUCUCCCAUGGACUGCCAUCGACUACCAUGGCAGUCUUACCCUGUGCCCAGCCUUGGUGAUGAAGACUUCAACAUUCCACCCAUUACCCCACCCACACUGCCGGAGCACCCACUGGUCCACAUGCCCGAGUCAGACUCUGCAGGGUACCAUUCCCUCUGCCCCCCCAUGCCUCAGAAUGGACUACACCCCUUCCACCCGCAAAACAUGGACCUCCCGUCCAUCACAGUCUCCAACAUGUUGAGCCAAGAUGGUGCCCUGCUUUCAAAUUCCUUGUCUAUGAUGCAAGAGAUGGCCAACUCUGAGACAUCCCGAUACAACAGCCAUCCACAAAUGGAGGCUCUGAGGCCCAGACUCCAGUCGGUCAUGAUGCCGCAUGGUCAGCUGACCACCAUCAACCAAUCCCAACUCAGUGCUCAGCUGGGUUUGAGCGGAAACAACGUCCCCCAUAGUUCCCCUUCACCUCCUGGAAGCAAAUCUGCAACUCCCUCUCCCUCCAGUUCAGUACAUGAAGAUGAAGCAGAUGAGUCUUUAAAGAUGAAUGGGGCCGAGAAGAGGCCAGCCACAGAUGUGGGAAAGAAGCCCAAAACCCCAAAGAAGAAGAAGAAGAAGGACCCCAACGAGCCGCAGAAGCCCGUCUCCGCCUACGCGCUCUUCUUCCGCGACACCCAGGCCGCCAUCAAGGGACAAAACCCCAACGCCACCUUCGGCGAAGUUUCCAAAAUCGUGGCCUCCAUGUGGGAUGGCCUUGGUGAAGAACAGAAACAGCUGUACAAGAAGAAAACAGAAGCCGCUAAGAAGGAAUAUCUCAAACAGCUGGCUGCGUACAGGGCAAGUUUGGUUUCCAAGAGUUACAGCGAGCCUGUUGACGUGAAAACAUCCCAAGCCUCGCAGAUGCUGGGCUCCAAGCAGCAGGCUUUCCCCGGGGCCCCACAGGCCCACUCAGGCCUGUACAUGGGACACCCUUAUCACCAGCAGCCAGGGAUGAACCCUCACCUGCCAGCCAUGCACCCCGGCCUGCCCCGCAGCAUCGCCCCCAAGCCCAACGCCCAAAUGCCAGUGACUGUCUCCAUCACCAACAUGGCGGGGUCACCCCCUCCCCCGCUCCAGCUCAGCCCGCCUCUGCACCAGCACCUCGGCCUCCAGCAGCAGCACCAGUCCAUCGCCAUGCAACAGCAGCUCGGCAACCACCAGCUCUCCCUCCACUCCCCGUCCAUGUCGCAGGGUUUUCCACUUCAAGCAGAAUUCCAGAACAUCCUAAACUGCACAUCCUCAGGGGGCCAGGUGGUGUCGCCCUCAAUGGAUUACAUCCGUUCAGGGUGCAGGAAUCCUUCUGCGCAGAGUGUGGACUGGACCACUGACUACUGCAGUAAUGGAAACAUGCAAAGAGACAAAGCUUUGUAUCUCACCUGAUCAAGACCUAAUUCUGUUCUGUGGAGCUCCUGAAAAUCGUUCUACCACCUUGACUGUGUUCACAGGACUGAGGCAGUUUUUUUUUUUUCAUCUCAACACAAAGCCGCUAAGCACUUACAACUUUGUAUUGUUUAUCUGAGCAUCAGAGGUGACCUGUAAAGAAACUGAAAACAAAUCAGUCAUUUCUUUUUUUAAUUUAAUAAUAAUGGAAAGCUGAAACUUAAUUAAUAUACAGAUUGAAACAAAUUUGGACAACAUGGCUUUUAUGUUGAUUUUGCUGUGGAUUUGCGCUAGUACGCUGCCUUAGAAACUGUAGUCUGCACACAGAUGAAAUUUUAGAAGUCUUUUCUUUAAAAACUGGUGUUUAUAGGAACGACUAAAGACUUAAUGGCUUAUUAUAGCCCAUAUAGCAAGUUUGUAAAUAGAUUCUAUGUUACACUCUCUUAGAGUAUAAAAAAUGAGCUUUUUUUCUUUAGGUACAGUGUGAUUUGGAACAGGAUGAGACAGGUUAUUUAAGUCUUGAAAAUGGUUAUUAAAUUGGAAAAUCUUAUUUUUGCUUAAUUUGUAAUGUAACAAACUGGGAAAUUCCUAUAUUUUGCAAGAACAUUUAGACUGUUCCCAAACCUGAAACAAAAGUUGGCAUUUACCCACAGAGUAGCAUGGAAUAUUUGGGAGGUUGAGAAAA